CUUUAAAAAGGAAUUAAUAGAAUACUGUAUAAGUGAUGUAGACAAUACUAAGACAAGCUUGUUUGAGCUUUUGGAUGUUGAUGAAAAGUUGCACCGGUGAAUACGAAGAACAAUUCAACCCUAAAACAAUGUGUAUGGAACAAAAACUUAUGCGUUAUGUAGAUCCAUUUGAAAAUGUCACUAUUGCUGCAACGUGUGCAAAAAUAUAUAGGACAAAAUUUCUAGAAGAAAAAUGGCGAGUGACAUUGAAGCAUGCAAACCAUAUACUAGAGAAAGAAUUUGAUGCUUUCGUAAAAAAUGACCAGAUGUCGGUAAAAGUCGAUGAUCGUUGGAUUCCAGAAAAGAAACUAUGGUCCGAAAACUACACUAUUGAUGCAAGAAAAUUUGUUUCAACGUCUAUUGCUCAGAUCCCUUCUAAUGGAUAUCAACACGAUCGCUACAGUAAGAAGUCGAUACAUUGGUUAGAGUGGGUUAUGGAGAAGGCAAUUACAGAUGGCAAUCCUAUCAAAAUUCAGCAUGCUCUGAACGCCGGAGAAUUUACCAUUCCAAAUACAAAGUACAAAUUAGACGGAUAUUGUCAUUCCACAAACACAGCCUAUGAAUUUCAUGGUUGUCAGUACCAUGGCUGCUGGAAAUGCAUACCACACCAUAGAGAUGAAAUUCAAGUUCCUACCACAAAACAAACUCCAGAAGAACUAUACGCUCUAACAAAAAAGAAAGAGCGAUACAUUAAAGAAUUAGGCAUGAACUAUGUAUCAAUCUGGGAACACCAAUUCGAUUUACAACUCAAACAAAAUCAAAAGAUGUGUCAAUUUAUUAAUACACUAGACAUAGUUGACAGAUUACAUGCCCGUGACGCUUUAUUUGGCGGUCGUACAGAAGCCACGCGACUUUAUUACAAAGCAAAUACUUACGAAAAAGUUAAAUACGUUGACUUUACGAGUCUUUAUCCUUGGACAAACAAAUAUUGUAAAUACCCAGUAGGUCAUCCUGACAUUAUCACAAGUCAGUUUAAAGAUAUCAGUUGUUAUUUUGGCAUUGCCAAGGUCAAAAUUCUACCACCAAAAGGGUUGUAUCACCCUGUACUACCAUACAGAAGUAAUGGAAAACUUAAAUUCCCCCUCUGUAAAACCUGCGCGGGAAAUGAAAGUCAGACUGAGUGCUUAUGUACUGAUGAAUUACGAGCCAUUGUAGGCACCUAUUGUACCCCGGAGAUAGAAAAGGCUAUAGAACAGGGAUACACACUCCUUAAGAUCUAUGAAGUGUAUCAUUUCCCUAAAACAGAACAAUAUGACCCAACAACCAAAACUGGAGGUAUUUUUACAGAAUAUAUAAACACGUUCCUAAAAUUGAAACAAGAAAGUUCUGGCUGGCCUGACUGGAUAGAAACAGAAGAUGACAAAACUAGAUAUUUGAACAACUACUGGGAAAAUGAAGGGAUACAACUAGACUACAGUAACAUACAAAAAAAAAAAGGCAAACGAGCACUCUUCUGGGGAAAAUUUGGACAAAAACAAAAUAUGAGGCAAACCUGCUAUUUCCACGAGAGCCAAGAGGACAAAUUCUUUCAGUUGAUAUCGGACGUCUCAAAGAACGUGACAAAUUUUCAUGUGAUCUCAAAAGACAUGAUAAUUAUGGAAUGGGAACAUAACAGAAACUAUGUGCCUGACGAUACAAAGGCUAAUGUAUUUAUAGCAGCAUUUAAAACCUGCUGGGAAAGAUUAAAAUUAAUGGUGUGUUAA
Messenger RNA from Mercenaria mercenaria, 1742 nucleotides. RefSeq lists its product as uncharacterized. NCBI's taxonomy places the organism in Eukaryota, Metazoa, Mollusca, Bivalvia, Venerida, Veneridae. Bases 75 to 1742 code for a protein of 555 amino acids. The transcript has 3 exons. The record is from RefSeq and is a predicted model, not a curated record.